This is a messenger RNA of Centropristis striata (black sea bass), 1145 nucleotides long. It is a transcript of the gene twist1a, whose product is annotated as twist family bHLH transcription factor 1a. The transcript has 2 exons. Bases 128 to 679 code for a protein of 183 amino acids. NCBI's taxonomy places the organism in Eukaryota, Metazoa, Chordata, Actinopteri, Perciformes, Serranidae. The record is from RefSeq and is a predicted model, not a curated record. Gene Ontology annotation, biological process: developmental process; regulation of transcription by RNA polymerase II. Gene Ontology annotation, molecular function: protein dimerization activity; RNA polymerase II transcription regulatory region sequence-specific DNA binding; DNA-binding transcription factor activity, RNA polymerase II-specific.
CAGCUCACGCCCCUUUGCAGGCCACACUUCUUAUUACCUGUCGUGUUUGUUGAUGUUGUCGCCACUUCACUGAAUUAAGGUCAGGGGUUAUUACGCUCCUACAGACCAAGUAGAAAAGUUUUGAAAGAUGCGAGAAGAGGACUCCUCCCCAAUGGACAGUGCGGGGAACAGCGAGGAGGAGACCGACCGUCAGCUGCCGCGGAGAGGCGCGAGGAAGCGGCGGGCGACCCGGAGGCGCUCGGACGAGGAUGAGGACGAGGGAGACAUGGAGAGUCCCGGCAAGAAGAAAUGCAGGAAGAGCUGCGACGGAGGCGGUGGAGGCAGCGCGGGGAGCGGAGACAGCGAAACCGGCAGCAGCAGCCCCGCGCCCUCCUUCGAUGACCUGCACACGCAGCGCGUGAUGGCCAACAUCCGCGAGCGGCAACGGACGCAAUCCCUCAACGAGGCGUUCACGUCGUUACGUAAGAUCAUUCCCACCCUCCCGUCGGACAAACUCAGCAAGAUCCAGACGCUGAAGCUGGCGGCCCGGUACAUCGACUUCCUGUGCCAAGUUCUGCAGAGCGACGAGCUGGACGCGCGGGGGACUAGCUGCAGCUACGUGGCGCACGAGCGUCUGAGCUACGCGUUCUCGGUCUGGAGAAUGGGGGGCUCCUGGUCCUUGUCUACGACGUCCCACUAGCAGAGCAGCUGGUGAUGCUACAGCACGACAAUCCAGACUGGAGUGGAUCAGGCCGAACCUUCAGAAAGACUGAAACAGGCUAAACACAGCUGAGGAGGCCAGCCGCUGUGCGUUCAGGCCUCAGAGGAGAGUGGGCUCUUCAUAUGUCCCGUUGCAAGGACUGUGAUGUUUGCAAGGGAGCACUUAGGACAGACAGGACGGAUAUGAAGGGAAGAAAGACCACUGUGACUAUGAUUGUUGUAAAAACACUCUGAAGAACUGCUCUGUUUUGAUGAGAGAAAAAUUCCACAUUCCCUGUGACAAUCUUUCACAGCAAAUGAAGUAUUUGUAUUUAUUUUUCUACACAGGCUCGAAAUUCCUUUUCCCCACUCAAAUAAAAGUUAUUUAUUUUUGGGAUAUCACAAAAUGCUGAAUGGAUCGGGAGUCUGCGCAUUUUGAGUGUUGUAAAUAUUUGGUAGUAUCUUGA